Osmerus eperlanus (European smelt) is the source of this 1117-nucleotide messenger RNA. RefSeq names its product putative nuclease HARBI1. Bases 89 to 1117 code for a protein of 342 amino acids. NCBI's taxonomy places the organism in Eukaryota, Metazoa, Chordata, Actinopteri, Osmeriformes, Osmeridae. The record is from RefSeq and is a predicted model, not a curated record. The transcript is spliced from 2 exons.
AAAAGUUCCAAGGUAGACAUAAGUUACAACUUAAAUCUUACACCUAGCCCUUAGUGGGUGUAAAGUCCUCCGUAAAAUAACAGUUGAAAUGGCGCAUCGUUUUGAAAGGUGGGAUCAUUUGGAGGACGAGGAGGAGAUUAUAAUAAUGCCUGUUUUGUGUCGGCAACGUGUUCUUCGCGAUAGGUUACACCCCUUAGACAUGUAUGACGACUUUGAUUUAUACUCACGCUUUCGCUUUCCAAGAGCGGAGAUACAGAAAAUUACCGAUCUGCUAGCUGCAGACUUGCAGCACGACUCAGACAGAAACGGGGCCCUAAGUCCGCCCUUACAAGUUUGCCUGGCAUUACGCUAUUUCGCUACGGGCUCAUUUCAAAACUUGGUUGGGGAUUCAAUUCAAGUGCAUAAAUCUACUGUAUGUAGAGCAAUUAGAAAAGUCGCACUAUCGUUGUGUAAGCGCUUGAACGAGUAUGUUAAGUUUCCAUCUCAGCCACAAAACACGACCCGUCAGAAACUCCAUCAGAUAGCCGGUUUCCCUGACAUACUUGGCUGUGUAGAUGGCACCCACAUAAGAAUCAAAGGACCCAAAGAAAACGAGAAUAACUUUGUGAACAGGAAGGGAUACCACUCAAUCAACACGCAGAUUGUAUGUGAUGCUGACCUUGUAAUCACAAAUUCGGUGAUCAAAUGGCCAGGGGCAAAGCAUGACAGCUUCAUCCUCAAGCAAUCUAGCCUUUGGAGAGACUUUGAGGCUGGAAGAUACCCUGGGAGGUUGCUAGGAGAUUCAGGGUAUGCCUUGAGAAAAUGGCUUAUGACCCCAUACCUAAACCCAGCAAGUGUCAGUGAGCAGUGCUACAAUUCAGCACACACCAAGACCAGAAAUGUGGUAGAGCGGUGCAUAGGUGUUCUGAAGAACCGAUGGGCCUGUUUGCACAGAGGCAUCUUGAUGGAGCCUGACAGAGCUGCAGCUGUAGCCGGUGCCUGCGUUGUCCUACACAACAUGGCAAUGAUGUGGAAAGUACCACUGGUGGAGGAAAGAAAUGCAGAUGAUAGGGGUGACAUAGACAUUCCCUUCGGUGAGGACAACGUACCAACUGAGGCUACCUGGAUGAGCUGCUAA